Molecule: messenger RNA, 4417 nt
Organism: Cyclopterus lumpus (lumpfish)
Lineage: Eukaryota; Metazoa; Chordata; Actinopteri; Perciformes; Cyclopteridae
Gene: atmin
Product: ATM interactor
Exons: 4
Coding region: 129-2459 (776 amino acids)
Biological process (GO): regulation of transcription by RNA polymerase II
Cellular component (GO): nucleus
Molecular function (GO): DNA-binding transcription factor activity, RNA polymerase II-specific; transcription cis-regulatory region binding
Source: RefSeq, a predicted model, not a curated record
GCUGUCCCAACUUCCCAGCCCUCUUGGUGAAGCAGCCUUUCAGUCAAAGUUGAGGGACAGAUUAUACCCUUCUAUGCUGCUACAGGGGUUCUCCGGCAAACACAAAUCGGGACUGUCAACAUAGAAAUAUGGCUGCCUCUGCGACGAGCAAGGCACACAACAGAGACAGCGCAACUACUCACAGUCCAAGAUGUCACGAAGAGUCUCUGUCGCAGUCACGCGACAUAAUCAAACCUACCAUCACGGAGCUGACCAAAGAAGUGAGGACGAACAUCCUCUGCACCGUGGAAGGAUGUGGCAAGAUUCUCCCCAACACACCUGCGUUGAACAUGCAUCUUGUUAAAUCACACAGAAUAAAGGAUGGUAUUGUGAAUCCUACGGUCAGAAAGGACAUGAAGGGCUCCCAGAAGCUUUACUGCUGUCCCAUUGAGGGUUGUCCCAGGGGGCCUCACAGACCCUUCUCCCAGUUCUCAUUGGUUAAACAACACUUCAUGAAGAUGCAUGCAGAGAAAAAGCACAAGUGCUUCAAGUGCAACAAUGGCUACAGCACAGAGUGGGACCUAAAGAGGCACAUAGAAGACUGUGGGAAGACCUACCACUGUACAUGUGGCUGCCCCUAUGCUAGUAGGGCUGCUCUACUCUCACAUAUCUACAGGACAGGUCAUGAGAUUCCUACAGAACACAGAAUUCCUCCUGUAAAAAAGCGAAAGAUGGAAAAGUUGUUAAGUGGUCCUGAAAAGGUCAAGACCAAUGAGUCAACCUUUCAGAUCAUGCCUGCUAGUAAAGAGCUGACGGAGACUGUGCUCCCUUCUGACACAAGUGUUCAUAUCCUCAACUCAGUGAAUCAGAACUCCAACCCCCGUAAGAGCCUCCAGAAGUUGCUCCUACCAAAACCAAAGAUGGCUUUGGUCAGUGUUCCUGUGAUGCAGCUGUCCCACUUGCCUGUCCUUCUUCCAUCUACAGAAAGCGGGGCUCUGAGGUCGGUAGUGCUGGCUGUGAACAGUCAUGGGUCCGUCAGCACCCUUCACCUCCUGCCACAUGGAGCUGUAGUACCCCAACUUGAUGCUAAGAGUUUGUGUUUCAAGGACAGCAUGCCUACGUCACGCUCUAUCCUGGGGUCCAUUAGCACUGGGGUGCAGGUCAGUCUGGACCUUGCCAGCACAAAUGACUUAGCCAGUCUGGUAGAACAACGGGGAAGAAGCACCUCCACCAACAUUCAGACAGGCAAAUCGUACUUGUCAGAAAUGCCCCCAGGAGUGGGGGUUGGGGAGGGAAUGGGGUUGUGCUCAGUGGGCGAGUCCUCCGUGUCGUCUUGCUCCCAAACAGACAUAAGCGUGAGUGCCCAAGUCCUCCUGCCAGUCAGUGUUGAAACCCAGACGUUCUCCUCCCGGACAAAAGCCACAUCCUCUAUUGGAGCUCAGACAGACAGCCACUGCAUGGGUCAAAUUCCUUGUUUCUCUUCGUCUGUACCCCCAUACAAAACCAGGCAGACACAGACAUAUUUUGCCCUGCCACAAUCAGAUGAUAAGGCUCAGCAACAGGCUAUCCUGUGCUCUGAGCUGUUCGGCAGUGACUCCCUCAGUGUCUCCACUCAGACCGCUCUGGACAUAAAUGACGCUCUCACCGGAAGCAAUAUAUAUGAGGACUCAAAGUCCACAGGUGGUGGUAUGUGUUUUGGGGUGCAGACGGAUGAGCUCAACUCAAACAACAUGGCAGACAAUCAGACCCAAACAAUGACCUUGUUAAAUGACCUAGAAAACAUUCUGUCUGACAGCAUGUCAGGCCACCAGGUGCUCACAGUGGCAUCUGAGGGCUGCGGGUCAGUGCUAGGAUCUGUUCAGGAGCAACACAAUGGCAUUGACUUUGACUUCGAAGAGUUUCUCAAUGCUGUGCACAUCCAGACACAGACAGAGGAGAGUGAGCUGGGAGGACUGGGUGGGGACACGCCGCUGGAGUCCCUGGACAUCCAGACCCAGACAGACUUCCUUCUGAUGGAUGAACUGGACCAAAGUGAGGGACCAAGUCGAACCCAAGCCAGCGUCCUGGAGCUAUUUGAUACUCAAACUCAGACAGACCUCAAUUUUCUGCUCAACGCCGGAAGCCACAUGCCCCUGAGUAGCAUUCUACGACAUUCAAGCUUUUCUAUGAGCACAGAGUCUUCGGAUACAGAAACACAGACAGAUAUUCCUAUAUUUGCCACAGGUCUCCCUGCUCAGACUCCUGUGAGUCAGGGUGAGCAUGCCAGACUGCUGAACAGCACAGAGACACAGACUGUGACCAGCCAGGCAGAGGGCCUGGGUCACCUCUUCCUAACGAGCAACGAAACACAAACUGUCAUGGAUGACUUCUUGUCAGCAGACCUGGCGUGGAAUAUGGAGUCCCAUUUCAGCUCUGUGGAAACCCAGACAUGUGAGGAGCUCUGUGCUCUCUUUCAGCAUCCGGAGAAACCCAACAGCUGAGGUCCUCUUAGUGAAUCUGCCUAAGCUUUUGCAGUACAGGUUUCUCAUGUCUGCCUGGUUCUGUAAGAGGAAUCAGUCAACGCUGUCCUCCAGCGGACCACAGUCUUAGCAGUAAGAAGUCUGCGAAAAUGUCUUUGAACAUUCCACUGGAGACGUCAUGUCCAGAGCCUUUCCAGGUACAUAUCCUGACAGCUCGGCUGCACUUUAUUUGCUCAACAGGCAUGAUUCAUCAGCUCCUGUGACAGUUUACAUAUUUAUUUGCACAUAAAGUAACAUAUUGUAUGUGUAUCUUGUCUGAAAUGUCAGUUUACUUUAAUAGUUCAGUGUAUAACCACUAUGAAUGGUGUUCACUGUUUGGUCUUACUAGCCGUUUAUAAAUGACUCAACAUUUCAUCAAGGACUGACAUGUUGAACUGUGUGUGGUUUGUCAAGAAGAGGCUUAUCCGUGUGUUGGUCUGUAUGCCAGCUCUCAGAUAUGCAUAUUCUGCAUGAAAACAAUGUCAUCUCAGCUAGUAUUGUACAUUUAGUUUACGUAUAUGUUUGGAAAUGUGCAUGAAGCAUUUACUUGGUCAGCAGAACAGAAACAUAAUAUAUCUACUCUCAGCUUGUGCUUCUAAUGGCUGCCUCAUUGAUGUUGCCUUGUCAGCGGCAGCAAGUCAAUAAAGUCUAAUAACUUCCUGCAAGCAUUGCAGCCUGUGGAAACAUAUUGGCUUUAUGCUUUCCAAAAUAAAACCCCAUACAGCCUUUAACAGUGACCACGGCUUUGCUCAAAGCUGUUGGGAUGCGUCUCUGAAACACAGCGUUACUCAUACAGAUGUGGCACAAGUAAAAAUGAAUUAAUCGUCUUGUAAAUUGUUGCGCACCUUUCAUUGAAAUGUGAUAGUGAAGUUUGAUGUCGCGUAAAACACAUUUGUUGUGUCUCUAUCGCUAAGCAGUCAGUUCAAGUAAGUAAGUCGACUACGCUGUCAUUGUGUUUGAGUUAUUCAUUAGUGUAAGUGUAGCCAGUCUCAGUCCAGUAACGUUACUGUACUGAAACACAUCUUGGAUUAGAGCAAGGAUUAGCACAGAGCCAUCGUAUGCAUUCAACACCUUAUUUUGACUGAAAGGAGUCCUGUCCAGUAUCUUUCGCUGAAAUCAUCAGAUGUUCCAACCUUACCGGAACGCCGUAUUUUAAUUUGUUAAAUCUCCUCUCCAAGUAGCUAAUCUUAAUGUUUUUGAUUCGAUUAUAUUGCACUGAGUUACUUCGUUAAACACAGGCACCACACUCAGACCGUGUUCUACUCGGGAACCGAGAGCUAAAGGCCUUGAUUACUUGUUAAUUUUGUUAUGCUGGUGCCUUAACUCAAGCAUUAGCUUUAGUUAUGUGCUGCUUUAAAAUAACUAAUACUUAUCCUCAAUAAUAAUACUUAAUACUACUCAAGAUUAUAGAAAAACAAAUUUACAACGUUGGCAUUUUUCAUCAUUAUUGGACUGUCCCCUAAUCAUCCUCCAUAAUCUGUUUGUUCUGUUACAUAAAUAAUGCUUUGCAGUAUUUUAUUGAAGGAAAUUAGUAUGAUGGUUUUCAUCAAAGGGUUGGUAAUGUUGUAAACGUUUAGAUGUUUGUAGAAACUGAAGAAUGUACAGAACACAGCACUGCCCAAGUUUAACAUGCUAUAUUUGUCUGCACCAUGUCCAAACAGUUUAAGGAUCAUUUACCUGUGUUAAUAAUAACUUUGCUAUCUCCAUAGCUUCUUCCUGCUGAGUGGCACAGGGAUUUGAUUUGCUUUAAACAUGACUAUGUAGAAGCCUUAUCAGUUACAGUGCUUUAUUUUCUCUUUGUAGGGAGUGCAUGCAGAUGUUUUCCCAGCACAAAAUAUAUGUUUUAGCAAAAUGAGUGUGUUGCCUGUAGAGUUGAUGGUUGCCUUGAUUCAUUGUUGAAGCUACACUACAAAUGUUCUUAAUAAACCGCUGGAAAGUGU